Messenger RNA from Ambispora leptoticha, 1650 nucleotides. The record is from the annotation of a GenBank genome assembly. Lineage: Eukaryota; Fungi; Glomeromycota; Glomeromycetes; Archaeosporales; Ambisporaceae.
AUGUUCGCAUUACACGUUUUUGUUUAUCGUUAUGUAUUAUUUUCAACUUUGGUUGGGUGCGUGGUGGCACAAUUACCUACAAAUUCAAGUCUCAUCGAAGCUCAUCAAUAUUCUCCGAUGGCAAGUUAUUCUACAAUUAUUUCAUCUAGUGGUGUCAUUCGUUCGUCCAUCACUACUAAUAAACCGACUAUCGGUGUCACGUCUUUUAUACCUACCAGCAAUAUCAACAUAAAUUCAUCUAUUUCAUAUUCACAUACACCGACUCCAACAUCAUCAUAUUCUUCGAUACCAUCGUCCUCGUUAACGCGAGCUCAACUGACUCAAAUCCCCACAAAUCUAAUCAAUCAAACGAGUAUCAUUUCCAGUUAUGUGACAGCCAGUAAAACGGUGAAUAGCAACCAUAAAAUUCGAAUUAAUUUGACGGGAACUAAGGAAAUCAUAACUCCAAAUGCUGAUUUAUUUAAUCGAGGAGAAAAAAACAUUGACGAAUCCUUAUUUAAUUGGUGGGGAAUUUUAAUUAAUCUGAUGAAAAUGACUCGAUACUUUUUCCAACAACAUUCUCGAGUUCCUUAUCAAUCCGGCAAUGGUGUUGGCGCUGCUGGUCUUUUACGAAACAAUUUUGCUCCUUGGAAACGAGAGCUUCAACAACUUGGAAAGAACUUCGCAAAAUAUAAUCAAAUUAAUGUUGAUAGAUUCCUUAUUAACAACAAAAAUGCGACAAUCUUCCCCAAUUUCUUCGAGAAGCCACAAUACAUUCAAUUCCGAAUUCAAUCAAUCACAAUCGAUGACGAUUGCUUCGAUAGGAAAACUGCCUUCAAAACUUCGUCACCAUCUUUAGGAAUGGGAAAUUUACGUUAUCAUUAUGUCAAAGGAAGCUUUGGUUUGUUUAUUAAUGAGAAUACUGUGAAGAUUCUGAUUCCCGUCGAGGCGUUGGAUGAGAUUAUAACAAGUGAUUUGAAUUCUUUCGUAUUGAGUUUGAAAGAUGAUGGUGGCUCUCUUAUUAAAUUCAAAAUAUCGGAUGAAACGUUCACCAAUAAAAAAAUAGCCCAAAGCCUCGAAAUUGCACAAUCCAUGAAAAUUGUCGCGUGCAAAGAUACACCAUCACAGAAAAUUGAUAUGACCAUAUUACACGUCGAUCAUGAAGUUAAGAGACGUAAAUCGCUUGACAAAGAACAACAGCAGCUAAGAAAUGACACCAAUGCAACCAAUAGAAAUGGUAAAAACGAACUUGAUGAUGAAGACGAGGACGGAGGGGAUCUUUUGGGCUCUAACGGAGAAGUGGCUUUCGCAGGAUGGAGUUCUAUUUUGGAUCCAAGUCUUUUCAAUAAAAAAUGUGAUGACGAAGAAACCAUAGAAAAUAAUAGAGAGAUCUUUGAUGAAGAUGAAGUCAAUGGAAAACCCAAUACCGGAACUUUUAUCGUAAAAUUUCACGAUUCCGAAGAAAUCCGCGUUUUCCAAUUUUUCAAGGAAGUCACUUUUGAUGAAGUGAAGUCAGUUAUUCAAAAAACUUGUGGUUUACAAGAGCUUCACAAGUUGAAAUGCAAGGACGAAGUCGGCGAAAUGAUUACAAUCACUAAUCAAUACGAUUUUAACACUGCCGUUGCAUUUUACGCGACAAACAAUACACUGGAAUUGUGGUUGACUCGAUGA